This is a messenger RNA of Exaiptasia diaphana, 3627 nucleotides long. RefSeq names its product eukaryotic translation initiation factor 2-alpha kinase 3. Lineage: Eukaryota; Metazoa; Cnidaria; Anthozoa; Actiniaria; Aiptasiidae. Gene Ontology annotation, biological process: protein phosphorylation. The record is from RefSeq and is a predicted model, not a curated record. Gene Ontology annotation, molecular function: ATP binding; protein kinase activity; protein binding.
ACAAAUAUGGCKGACAAGUGCUCUCACAAACCACGCUGASUUGCUGUCCGUUUUAGUCAUGGAAGGAGUGUAAAGCUCUUGCCAUUUUAAACUCCAUUUAUUCAAGAUGGAUUCUAGAUUACGAUGASAAGUUUGGAUUGGAUAUCUUUGGUAAAAUUCGUGGCGUUUAUGGCUGCGGUUGUGAAGGUAGUUGGAUCGAAUAGUUCGAGAACAGCUGAUGAGGUUCACAUUGAUGGAMGUAACGAAAAGGAGCUAACAAAACCCUUAGAUUCUUGCUCCCUUAUAAUCGUGAGUACGUUGGACGGCAAGCUCUCUGCACUUGAUACCCGACAGAGUGGGCAAAUUCGUUGGAGUUUACCGGCUUUCUCUGGUCCUCUGCUAUCRUCUAGCUUAAGCUCUUUACAGGGUGGAAAACAAGUUAGGAUAGUUCCAUCUCUAGAUGGAGGACUUUAUCAAAUCAAUGGUGAAAAAAUUGAGCCAAUUCCUUACACAGCGGACAAUCUUCUUGGAUCAUUCUUUAAGCUCCAAGAUGGGUCAAUGUUGGUUGGGGGAAARGAGGCUAUCUCUUGUGGGAUUGACCCUAAAUCAGGAAAGGUGAGAUACCUAUGUUCAGCGGAUGGGUGUAAACUCACAGAUGAAGAUAAAGAAGGUAACGUACAAGACAGUGAAGUGUUUGUCGUCAAGAGGACACAGCAGACUAUUAGAGCAGUUGACCAAAGAACAGGAGGAGAAAGGUGGAAUUUUUCUGUUGGACAACAAGAUGUUGUGUUCUUAGAUGCACCUUCAAAUAAUGGAGGAAGCAAAUGCCCAAUUGAAGACAUUGAUGAAUCUGUUGAAUGGAAACUAAGAGUUUCUGUUCCYGAUGGACUGAUUGCAGCWGUGAACCUCAAGGACAUGCCUGGCAGUAACAAUGAUAUUGUGUUAUGGAGUCACAAGUUUGAGUCACCAAUUGCAGCAGUUUGGAUGCUUCAUGGCAGUUUUUUGAAGUCAGUGGAUUUGUUUAGUGAUGAUGUAAUACCAGGAUUGAGAGAUGGUAUUCCUAAUGAUGAUGCUCAUAAUAGACCUCUAAUGUACCUUGGUUCUCAUAAUGGGCAAGUCUACAUUCAGCAUUCCAAGUUCCCUAACCCAUACUUAGAUGCCCCAAUCACAGUACAACCUAAAGAUGGUACAGAGGUUAGCAGGCGACAAAGRGCUAUUGCAUGGCAACCAAAGCUUGCAACAUCAGCAUCUCGUACUCCCACUGUGGUCUCUAAAGAAAUUGCAGUGUGGAAUCCUGUUGAAUACCCAUUUGAUAAUGGAUACUACUUCUUUGGAGAUGUUAAACCUGUUGUCCCWCCUCACGAAAACAGGAUUGAAGAUCUUGGAAACAAUACAAGAAACAAGACUAAUGACGAUAAGACUGUGAUUGACAGGACAUUGCCGUCACUGGAAUACUGGAAAGGAGCUGUAUUUGUUGUAGUGCUAUUGGUUGCUGUAGCUCAAUAUGUUUUCAGGUUUCUACUUCCUAAAAAGACAAGUACACCAGCAUUGCAAAGCCUUCCAUCGAGUACAGCUACAAUUUCUGCACACUCAUCACAGACUGACUUUCAACGYGAACAUUCCAUUGUAUCAACCUCUUCUUCAGCAUCAUUGUCAAACUACUUUGUGUCAAGAUAUUUGACAGAUUUUGAGCACGAACUUUGCCUUGGUAAGGGGGGCUUUGGUGUUGUCUUCCAAGCAAAGAAUAAAGUUGAUGACUGUCAAUAUGCAAUCAAGAGAAUACGACUACCAAAUUGUGAUGAAGCAAGAGAGAAAGUCAUGCGAGAAGUCAAAGCACUAGCCAAACUUGAACACCCCUCCAUUGUCCGUUACUACAAUUCAUGGUUUGAAGCACCACCAGUAGGCUGGGUGGAAGACAAUGAAAAAGUCUUCCUUGAAGAYAGAACURCUAGUAAUAUUAUUGAACUAGAUUCUGGAAUGAGUAUAAGCAAUAUCAGUAAUAAAGAACCAYUUUCACACAACAGCGACAUGAUAAUCAGAAGAAGAAAAACUACAAGUUCAAGCACAAAAUCCAAGCAUUCAGAAAACUUUGACGAUGAUGGAGUGAAUCAACGUCAUCCUACAUUAACACCGACAGAUGGAGACCUGAGUGUUUCGUUUGAUAUCAAUAAUCUAGAAAAUGAGGCUUUCCUUCCUGAUGACGACACUAGUGGCUCAUUUGGAGUUGAAUUUGCUGACUCAAGUAAAAGUCAAAAUAUCCAGUCAUUGGAUUUAGAUAAUCUGGAUUUGAGCGAGUCAGAUGGUGGAAUUGUAUUCUCUAAUAAUCAUGAGUUACCAGAAGAUGGCAGUAGUAGUAAAGGGUCGAAAUCAUCCAAUGAAAUGUGUGCGUCAUUUACUACGUCUGGACAGUCUUUACUAUCGGGCAAACAUCACAAGUGUAAGAGCGACAAGUGUACCCAGGAUACCCUGCAGGCACCAUUGUACCUGUUCAUUCAAAUGCAACUGUGCCGUCGGGAAAGUCUGAAGGACUGGCUCAAGAGUAAUACUCAAAGAAACCAUUUGUUUUGUUUAGAUAUUUUUGAGCAGAUCGUUCAUGCAGUUGAAUAUUUCCACGGACGAGGAAUGAUGCACAGAGAUUUAAAGCCAUCCAAUAUCUUUUUCUCACUGGAUGGAAGUGUGAAAGUAGGUGAUUUUGGUUUAGUAACGGCAAGUGUACAGGAACCAUCAGACGAUGCAAMUAAAGGAAAGAAUGGUUUUAUUGAUGCCAACCACACAGGUCAAGUAGGAACCCAUCUGUACAUGAGUCCAGAGCAAUUAGCAGGCAAAGCGUACUCCUACAAAGUUGAUGUCUACUCAUUGGGGCUGAUUUUCUUUGAAUUGUUYCAUUCUUUCACCACAGAAAUGGAGAGAAUUAAGAUCAUGAGUGAAGUAAGGAAGAAGAAUAUUCCACGCGAGUUCAUUCAAAGCAUGAACCUUCAGGUAAUUUAUCUACAUGUAUCUUUCUUUGUCAAAAUGAUACAUAAUCAUCAUCGAUGGCCACACAAAAAGGAAAAAAAAAAUUCUCCCAAGGGAUUGGAUGAAUCUAGUCGUGAACUGAGUUGAAUGGCGUUUAAAUCGUUUUAAUGACUUUUUUAAGACAUGCGUCAAUUUUAUCUUUCGAUUUGAUUAACGACAAUAGGUUUGAACUGUUUUCUUGCAGUUAAAUUGAGUUGGUGCAGUUUUUCUAUCGAUUUGAUUUACUCGUCCGAUUCAUCUUGAAUCAAAGUUACUGACAUAAGUUAUGUUGACUGCCCUAUAGUCUUAAAAUGUUCCAAACUGUCAUGUGAAUAGUGUAAAUAAUUAUAAACAGUAGAAAACGUGUGAGAAAAGUGUGAACACUGUCCUAAAACAAUGCUUUAGAGUGAAGGCAUGGAGCUCAUGAGUAAGCAGUAGAUCAAGCAACUGCAACAAGCAGUCUGAUAAAUAUUCACGGGUAAGGUGCACCUACUCUAGUUUGAGUUGGAUACACCCUUAAGAAAGAAAAAUGGCGGUGUCUAUUUAAGAAAAAUACAAAAAAAUACAUGAUUACUUUGUCUCAGGGGCAUACUACAACAAAACAAAAUAUGUAAGGAGUCAAACGACUUACAAUGUGUUUUCCAACAAAAAACA